Molecule: messenger RNA, 6540 nt
Organism: Stylonychia lemnae
Lineage: Eukaryota; Ciliophora; Spirotrichea; Sporadotrichida; Oxytrichidae
Source: the annotation of a GenBank genome assembly
AUGAAAUCCUAAUAGAAACUCAAAAUUGUUUUUGCCUUUGCUAUUGGAUAUUUAUAUUUGCUUAAAGUCGCUUUUGGAGUGCUCACGUCAAAUUCAUUCAAUUAUUAGUCGUCAUCGAAGUGUGGUCUGCCAACCUGCAAUAGAGAUGAUCAUUUCUCUCAUUUGGAUUUGCCCUUGAAGUAUAAAUCUCAAGGAGUUUUCUAAGUUGACGGGAAAAUCUCAAAAAUACACACCCUCGUGAGACAAAAGCUUUACAAUUCAACUGUUUAUGGUUUCACAUAUAGUGAUACAUUGUCAGAUUACGUGGAUACUAUUGUAUAUGAUUAGGUGACAGAUGAAUUAAGGGUGAUGAGAAAAAACAGCUAGAUUGCGACUCCUAAAUAUGUGACAAAGUCGUUUUACAAGGUUGUGAAAAGGGAUUCAAGGCUUAUAGAAGACUUACAAAAUGGAGUUGGGCUAUUUUUAGACUAUGAAGAAGUAUCGACAGGAUAUUUCGACAUCUAUAUGGCAGCAACUAUUGCGAAUAAAGAUAAUCCAAAUGAAUCAGAUUUCUAUGUUGCCAAGUUUUCAACUUAAUACAAUCUUACAGAGUGGUAUAGACAGUCUGAUUUCGCAGGUUUAAAUGAAACAGUAAUGGGAAUAACCUACGACUAAGAUAAUGAAAUUGCAUUUUUAGCAGUAGAAGUUUGGUCGAAUAUCUAUUUCAAUGCAUCAACAUAUGAUACUCAAGUAAAUACUGCUUUUACAAACUAGUCUAAUUUGGCAAUUAUCGCCUAUGAUAAAUUCUUUGGGAAUAGAAGAUUUGUGUAAUUACUUGGUGAUCCUGUUAAAAAUGAUUCCUUUGUUAAAAUGUAAACUUACGGUAAUAGUCUUUUUGUUCUCUUGGAACUAGAGGAUAAACCUGCAGGAAUAACUAAAAAUAGUCAUAAUAUAUUCAUCUACGAAAUCUUCUAGGAUUCAGGCAAUGUAAAGAGUAUUACCAAGUUAGGGUCACAGGGAUUUUAAGAUGAGGUAUUAGAUAUGCAAGUAACAUAUAAAGGAAUAUUUGUUCUGGCAAUAACAGGAAAUAAUAUAUGCUAGGAUUCAUGUUCAACAUAUUGGAACAAUGGAAAUUAGUAUUCCAAGAGUUUGUCUGUAAUCUUUCUUAAGUAUGGUUCAUCAAGCCUUGAGAUUUUAGAUAUCGAUGCUAAAUUAAUAUCAGUGCUUCAAUAAUCUCUUAAGUAUAUUCCCCAGAAUCUACAUAUUGCUACAAUGAAACCUCUAAUAAAUAGUGACACUGAUUUUCAAUACAUAUUCACUGCAUAACGAGAAGAAAAUUCUGGAAUCUAUUACACUGUGCUUGAUAGUAAUGCUAAUGCAUUUCAGAAGAGUACUGGCUGCACAGACUCUAACUGCAAGUUUUGCAGUUUAAAAAAUAACGGCGUUUGUUUUCAAUGUAAGGAUCCUACAGCAUACAGUCUAGAGAACUACUAAUGCAUUACUUUUGCAACAGUUCUUUAGAAUAGCUAUUUAUAUACUGAUCCUGUCUCAAAUAUAAAGUAUACCAAACCUUGCCAUUAUUCUUGCAAAACCUGCUCGACAUAAUCAAAUUGUGAUACUUGCAAUUCAGGAUUCACAUAUGACUCUGUCAAUAAAAAAUGCACUUGCACCUCUGCAUCCUAAUUCAUGUCUAAUGGAGUUUGCUAGUCUUAAUGUAACCCAAGAUAAACUUAAUGCCCAUCAAACUCACUGGGUAUUCCUGAUUUUAGCACUACUUAUGAUCCCUUUGAUCGAACUACUCUAAGAUAAAACUAAAAAUCCUACAGUGAAAGCCUUGUUUUCACCUCAAGAUUAGAUGUUCCUCCUCUAAAAUUGAAUAUAUCAAACAAAAUCUCAAGCUUGCCCUCUGAUUUCACAUUUAGUUUUUGGUUUAUCAAGAAAGAUGAUGGGACAACUAAUAUGACAAAGAAUUUUGAUUUGAUGUUAGCUUUUGGUAGACUUUAUUUUUAUGUAAUAUAUGCUUCUCCUUCUACUCACUAGCUUCACACGCGCUUUAUACUUGACUCAAUCGGUACAAGUGAUGAUGUUCCAAAUUCUAUUAAUAUAGCGAUUGAUGUUUGGUGCAAAGUGAGUGUUAGUGUGAAAUCUUAAAUUGACAGUACUUAUUUAAAGGAUGUCUUUUACUAUUAUAAUGGCAAUCCAACAACUUAAUCAACAACUGGACCUGAUUUUUACUAAAAUCCGUUCUAAAAUUAUGUGAUUCUAGGUGCCCAAAGUAUUCCUAGCUAAAGUCCUAUAUUUUCUGGUGCAUUCAGAGAAAUAUUAUUUGUCGGGCAGUAUAUGAGUCCUACUUAUCAAUAAUAAAAUGCUCUAAGAUCAUAUAGAGGAUACGGUGUAGAUACCAUGAAUAUACUUAUGUACUACCCACUUGAUAAUGAAAGUCCAGACACAAAUGUCUAUGACUAUAUUAUUAAUGAUCAUUCUAGUUAUGCUGUAGCUGGCCCAAGUUAGAACUUUGAGUACUAAAAUGCUUUUAAUAAGGUUUAUAAACCAUAAUUUAAGGAUAUUUAAGAUCUUAAUUUACAAAUUUGGGAUGAUGUCAUUACUUGCAAAGGAAUCUAAACCGAUACUUCAGUCUUAGAUAGAGCAGUAAUGAGAGGUGAUCACUUGAUGAAUAAGCUAAAAAAUAUUGAUACUUUUAUUGGAGGUGUUACAGGAGAAACAACUGAUUAAAUAAUCUUAUGUGAAAAUGGCUGCGAGUGCCUUAACGGAAUCAAAGGUAGAUUUUAAGUCAUUUCUGUUAGUGUAACAGGCAUUGAUUUGAAUCAAUGGACUUAAAAUCCACCAAAGGAUCUUGAGCAAGGAAAGCAUUACGAAGUUUGCUAUGCUAAAAAUUCACUCACAGAAUAGUAUAGAUUGCCAAUGGGUUAAAUCUACAUUAUGGUUCCAGUACAGUACAUAUAUCCUUUUAAUCGUGGAGUUUAUAAAGGCAAAUCAAUGACGAUCUCUGCAAUGGGAGGAGAUAUUGCACCUUAUGAUAUCAUGUACUAUACAGUCAAUCCAAAUUGUGAGUUUACAACUCCUGAUGCUAAAAGUUUAACUUUUACAAGGCAACCCUAAGGUGCCUUUGAUUCUCAAAGCUUCUCUGAGACUGGAAUUUACCAGAUUUGCUGGUAAUCAGCGAUAGCCAAAGAUACAGGCUAAAGUUAUUAUGUGCAACUGAAUAAUCAUAACUACUGGAUGAGUGUUGCUGAUAUCAAGUUCUCAGAUAAUAAAGCCCCUACUUCCCUUAAACUUAAUGAGAAGUAUAUCUUAUAUGACCUGUCAUCUAGUUACUUCUUACCUGGAGAUAUAUUCAAAUUUUACACAGCAUCAACAUUUGAAGAUUGUUAUAUACCAAAGUAAAAGGGACUCUAUAUGAGCUUUUUUAACAUUAGACCCUCAGGCAUCCCUUACUUCAGCCCUGUAUGGUUUGGGUCAUCAGUUGGAAUAAACUCACUCACAAUUACUGAUAAUCUAGUACACCUUUGCUAUCACUCUUACUCUGACUAAGCAGAUACAACUGGCUAUAGAAUAUCUAAUCUAGAUGAGAACUCUUAUGAAGCAAUAGUAGGCUCCAUAAAUGAUAAUGCUAACUUGCCUGAGAUUACCAAGUUUUUCGUUAAUUAUGCUGGAACUGUUAAUUCUACAGUCAAUGCUAGUUUUUGGAUGCAUCCUUUGGCUAGCUUAACUAAAACUGGAUACGCUUCAAAUCAAUUAUACCCUUCAAGCGAUUUGAAUUCGAAUUUAAAAGGAAAGAUUGAAAUCAGGAGAAUGGCUGUAAAUUAACAAGGAAUUGUAAUUGAAACUUAGGAAGUGCUCUGGCAGAAAAAUGACCUCAAAUCUGACCCUGUCUAGACAACCUAAGGACUAGUUUAGUGCCAAGCUUUCGGUUUAUGCUCAAUUAACAUUACAUAUAUGGUUCCAGGUGAGAUCUAUACAAUGAUCCUAUACUCAAAUUCUUUCUAUUAAAAGCUUGCUGAUGGGACAACAAACGCCUACUUAUUUGGAAAAUAGUCAGGAAUUAAUCCGAUGGUUAAGCAUCUAUUCUUUGUGAGAGGAUGGAGUCUACAGCCAUUAAAACCAGCUAUAGUUAGUUUUGAUACUGGUAAUCUAGAAUUCAAAGGAACUGGGCUGCUAUAUCAGAACAAAACAAGAAUCUAGGCUAUAUUGACAGAUAGUGUAACAGAAGGUAACUUUACCACGAAAGCAAUCAAUAUUACUUUUUAUGUCACUAACAGUGUCCUUUGCUCAAUUAAAAGACCACCUUAUGGAACAGUACUAUAAAAAGACAUUUAAGAUGAUAAAUUUCUUGUAAGAGAUAUGAUUUACAAUGACUGUAAAUAAGGGUCGCUCUAUGCGAAUGUAUAUCUUUGGAGAGGAAUAAAAAACCCACAAACUGGCCAAUUCUCAAAUUUAUUUGUUUCUAAUCACCUUGAUUUUUAUGUUGGAGACUUUGGAUGUGAUUCCUCUUGUCGAAGAUGUAAUGGAACUACAAGUUAAAGUUGCUUGCUAUGUACUGAAAAUUAAAAAAAAUUCUUGAAUAAUGGGACAUGCCUGGAAAGAUGCCCAUCCACUGCUCCAUUCUUUACAACCUAUAUUAUGAUAGCUAGCAAUGCUAGGUACUCAGGAAAUUAGUGUGUAUAGUAGUGCCCAGAGGGACAUUUUCCCAACUAUAAUAAGUAGGAUUAAUAUAAUGGGUCGGUUCCUUGCGAAUCCUGCUUUUCUGGAUGCUAAGUUUGUACUCAGGAUAAACCUAGUGAAUGUCAAAAAUGUAUGCCAAUAAGAUAUAAUCUUAACGGGGCAUGUUUGUUGGAUUGCCCUGAUGAUGAUCUUGCUUUGAGUUUGGUGCCAUUGACAGAGAGAGCAUUUGAGACAAACUAUUCAAACUAUACUUGCCAAAGAACUCAAACAGCUUUUGCUCAAAACAUGACAAAUGAUAUUGGAAUAAAAUUUGUUGAAAUGGGGUACAGGUGGAGGAUACCUAAAGACCAGAUUAUUUUCUUCAAAGUUUCAGUCAAAUCCUCGUCCUAAAUCUCUAAAGUUUACUUUAAUUAACUUGAACCAAUUCCCGAGCUUAAUACUUAAUGUAGCAAAACAGUAGCAGAUACUACUUACUGGGUAUGUGCUUAAGUAAAGAACAAAUUCGUCUUUGAUGAUUUGACUACUAUCAGUACUUCAGACUACUACCUAAGUUCCUAAUAUGCAUACAAAAAGCUUAGAAUGUCAUCCUUCAACUACUUCCGCGACUCAGAUGUGUUUAGAGUCUCAGCCAAGGUAACUAGUCAAGCCUUUGACGUUGAUACGGAUGUUAUCGAAUUUGCAGUUAAUGAUCCCCCAAAGACAAAAUCACUAUUUGUCUCCUCCUCAGAAAAGUACCACAACUAUACAAUGAGAACUGUAUUUAAUAUAACGACAGUAGAUUUGAAUGUGUAAACAGGCUAGCAGGGAUGGUAUGACGACAUAGAUGAUAGCUACCAGAAACUGUUCUUCAUGCUUUUUAUCGACAGUGGAGAUCAGAGAUAUAUGAUUUACCCAACUACAUACUAGCUUGACACUUUUAUCAUUAAAAUGCCUUAUAUUAGCAACGAAUACGAAUUUAGACAGGUUGAUAUUUAUGUGUUUGCUGAAGAUGAAUAUGCAGCUACUGCCUAUAAAUAUGCUUCCAUUAAUAUUACUAACACUUAUGAUAUGAAUUAAAGAUCGAAAAUACUAAAAGAUUUAUUUGGAUUCGUUCUUAAUGGAACUCUUUUAAAUAAUCAGUAUCAUUAGUUGAUGGUGUCUAACUUUAUGGAGAUUGCCUUUGAAGAACCAAGGCUACCUUUAUACAGCGGUGCCUAGUGCCUUUCAGACUAUCACUGCUUUGACAAUGGUGAAUGCUCUAGCAUUAUGAGUGGGUUCCCAGAAUGUCUUUGUGAUGAUUAAUUCGUGGGAGACUUUUGCCAGCUAAAAGUAGAUGAUUAUAUUAUAGCGAAGAACCUCACCUCAUAGCUCUAUGACAGUCUAGAUUUAUACUUCGAAAAUCAUACAUCAGUAGAUCACUACAAAAAUUACGAUUUGGAAUUCCUUGUCAUGCUUAUGAAAGGCACACUCAAGAAUUAUGAGACUAUCACUUUUGAGUAGGUUUAUAGAGGACUGAAGCUAAUGACAAGUUGUAUAAAGGCACACACUGAGGUGGUCUAUACCUUCUCGAAGUAUUUCUAUGAUGAUUUUUAUGAACUCAUGAGUCGCAUACUUGGGAAGAUACACUAUGACAAGAUAAAUCUCGAAACAGACUUUUCUAACAGCAAUGAAGAGAUACAAGACAUACUGCUAUAAUUAGAACCACUUAUGGAUUUACAUUCACUUCCUAUCUGGAGAUCAAAUUAGUAAGAACGCUCUCUCAAGAAAUACUUAACAGUUCAAGGAAAGGUGAACCAACUUACUUCAAAAUGGAUGAAACAAACACAAACAAUGUUGAAAUUAGAGGACCUGCUGGGUUUUUAGAUGGAAUACCCGAUGUCAAUGAUGUCAGUGACUUGA